UGGAAAUAUGGGUCCACACUCGUAGCUGACUGACUUCAGUCCCACGGAUUGGGAUCCCACAAAGCUGUGCAGCAAAAGGGGUGAAAAGUUAUCUCAGCAGCCGCAGCAGUGCAUCAGAACCUGAAGCCAUUAAAGACCACAGGAAGCAUCACUGGAAGCAGACCGUCACCAUCCAUCCCAGGUGCUCACCGCUGAAACGGCUGUAAAGGUUGCAGGAAAGGCUGCUUGGGUCCACGCCAGCCAUUCUAAACCGGUCCCAGAACCAUACCACGACACAGGGCCCUCCAAUCACCUUCCAAGUACAUUAGCUAAUGCCCAGAGCAGAUUAAAGUCACCGCAACGCAUUGAGGAUUCUUCAGGAGUGUAGGCGGAUCGCUGCUCCUAAGGUGACCAACACACACUCCAGGAAAAGAUCUAGGAUGACAGUAUUGUCAUACUGUCUGAGGACACCAACCAAACAACGCAAUGAGCGAGGGGUGAAAUAGCGCUCUCCUCCUACAAGUAGCGUGCCAAGCUACCACCUAAGUGACGGCAGUAGACAACUGUGUCACCAACGAGGGAUCAGCGAUGGAACCCAGAUCCUCCAGACCCUGGCAUCCAUUCGGCAUACCAGGAGGGUGUCAUCUCAGAUCCCCUUUCUGCCGGUGGCGCCCCCCCCUGCUGUUGAGGCUGUGGUAUGAGCCUAUGUGGCAGGAAGGCGCUGACUUUGCUGAGCAGCGUGUUUGCUGUUUGCGCCCUGGGCCUGCUGGGGAUCGCCGUGAGCACCGACUACUGGCUCUACCUGGAGGAAGGCGUCAUCCUUCCCCUCAACCAGAGCACCGAGAUUCGCAUGUCCCUCCACUCUGGCCUCUGGAGGGUUUGCUUCUUGGCUGGGGAGGAGAAAGGCCGGUGUUUUACCAUAGAGUAUGUGAUGCCCACUAAUGUCCAGAUGACCUCUGAGUCCACUGUUAGCGUCCUGAAGAUGAUCCGCUCUGCCACACCCUUCCCUCUGGUCAGCCUGUUCUUCAUGUUCAUUGGUUUUGUACUCAGCAACAUUGGCCACAUCCGACCCCAUCGCACCAUCCUGGCCUUUGUAUCCGGAAUCUUCUUCAUUUUGUCAGGUCUCUCCCUGGUGGUCGGUCUGGUGUUGUAUAUCUCCAACAUUAACGAUGAAAUGUUGAACAGGACCAAAACUAAUGAGGCAUACUUCAGCUACAAGUACGGCUGGUCAUUUGCCUUCGCUGCCAUCUCUUUCCUGCUCACUGAGACGGCAGGCGUCAUGUCAGUGUACCUGUUCAUGAAGCGCUACACAGCAGAGGAAAUGUACCGGCCCCAUCAGGGCUUCUACCGGCCUCGACUCAGCAACUGCUCAGAUUACUCCGGCCAAUUCCUCCAUCCAGACGCCUGGGCUGGACGUGGUCGCAGUGCCUCCUCCAUUUCAUCUGAGGCCUCCCUCCAGAUGAACUCCUCCAACUACCCUGCUCUCCUCAAAUGUCCAGAGUAUGAACAAAUGUCUUCCUCACCCUGCUGAGGCAGAGAUGAGUUGUUGUGUUAGCAUCGUAGGGGUAAUUUCUAUCUAUCUGGAUUUUGGAGUAAAAUUGUCUGAUAAUUUGAUAUUAUCCAGUUGAAUCGCUUCCCUCUACAAGUGUCCUGACUAUGACCUGAUUCUGUCUGCCCUCCCUACUACCGAUUCUAUCCAUUUACACUUUUUGGUUCAGUGGGGAGUAAAACUUAAGUUGAGGGUUAGCCAGUUCACUUUAUUCUCAGCUCAGUCUUGUUUCAGGGAGAGCUGUCAGGAGAAGCAGCAGGCAUGAGUUUGACUAGUUUUAUCUGCUUUUUCUACUUUUUAGUGAUAGGUGACUA
Molecule: messenger RNA, 1842 nt
Organism: Plectropomus leopardus (leopard coralgrouper)
Lineage: Eukaryota; Metazoa; Chordata; Actinopteri; Perciformes; Serranidae
Source: RefSeq, a predicted model, not a curated record